Messenger RNA from Striga asiatica, 3778 nucleotides. The record is from the annotation of a GenBank genome assembly. Lineage: Eukaryota; Viridiplantae; Streptophyta; Magnoliopsida; Lamiales; Orobanchaceae.
AAAACCUGGCCCUUGGUCGUCCCCAGUUUCCCACCUUAGCAUGGCCUCCGUCAUUGUGGACACCGCCACAGCCACCGCAGACAGCGGCGGCUCCCUCGAAUCGGACUCGCUGCCGGUUGUGGAUCUUCGGCUCCUCUCCCAAUCGGAGCUAUAUUCUCUCUCUCUCUGCUCCUCCGCCGCCUUCGAUCCCCGCCGCUUUGACGACGUCGUCAUCCCUACCAUUGAUCGCUCCGUUUUCAACGAGUCCGCUGGCUCCCGCAAACAGACCUACUCGCGCCUCCGCCUCGCCCCGCCCUCAUCUUCCCCUUCCACCGUCUCCGCCCGCCGCCGCACCCUACAUCUACGUCCCGCCUCCUCCUCCUUCGCCGAUGUUAAUAGUUCCGAUCCCGAGAAUGCCCAGAUCGUUACCCUUCUCAAACAAUUGUUAUCCUUCAGGGAUAUGGACCCUGGGUCAUUGUUCAUGGUUAAGAUCGACUACACAAAUGGGGGCCUUGCAGGCCACAAACGGAAGCGUGGCCGCCCUCCUACGAAUGGAAAAUUGGAGUCGGCUGUGGUGGUUAGUGCGGACGGCGUGGAUGGGAAUUCUUCUCUGAGUGAGAUUCUCGUGCAUGAGGAGAAAGACGGGGAAGUCACAAACGCAGAUGGAGUGGCCGUGGAUUUGGCAGCAUUGGGUUCGGUAGAGCAUCCUUAUGAGGAGGAGAUGAAACGUAGGACCCACGGUUUGGAGACAGAGGAGGAAUUGUUGGAAUUUUUGAAAGGGUUGAGUGGACAGUGGGGAAGCAGGAGGAAGAAAAAGAGGAUUGUGGAUGCUAGUGAAUUUGGGACGGCACUUCCUGUCGGUUGGAAGCUUUUACUCUCCGUCAAGAAGAAGAAUGGCGGUGCGCAUCUGUAUUGUCGUCGCUACAUAAGCCCCAGUGGACUGCAUUUUGUGUCUUGCAAGGAAGUUUCUUUGUAUUUACUCUCUCUUCAAGGUGUCCAAGAUACAGCCACACAUAACUCUAUCCAGUAUAAUGGGAUUGACAGUGAUGAUAAAUUGACUUCUCGUGCAAUUUCAGAUACUACUAUUCAUGACGGCGGUGUAAAGGAUAACCCAACUUCCCAUGUGCCAUCUCCCACUCUCGGUUCCGCUUCCAGUAAUCAUGAGAUGCAAGUUGAAAUUGGUGCUGGAGUUUUGUUGGAGAGCAGUGUUGAAGAUAUUAUACAUUGCAACAAGUGCAACGCAAAUUUCAAGGGGAGAGAUGAAUUAUUGCAACAUGAAUCAUCUGUUCACUCAAGAAACAGACACAAAAAUUCCGUGCGCAUUACUGAUGGGGUGAUAAUCAAGGACGGGAAAUACGAGUGCCAAUUCUGUCAUAAGACAUUUUCCGAGAGGCGUCGGUAUAAUGGUCAUGUUGGUGCUGCCCAUGUGAGAUACCAAGCGAAGACUGCUGGAGAAUCACACACUGAGGCUGUUGAUCCUAGUUCAUUUGGCAGUUCAGAAGUUCGAGAGACUAUGGUUGAAGAGUCAAUAAAAUCUGAUAAUGCUGUCGUCAGUAAUAAUGCAUUGGACAUGUGUUCACCUUGCAAUAAAGAUAAUGGGCAUGCUGGAGAAAAUGAAGCUAAUGGCAAAAUGAGAGCUGCUAAUGAGCCUUCCGGUGUAGUUUCUGAAACAAAUACUUGUUCAGUUCCUGAGGUUAUCUUGUCUAGCAACGAGAACAAAUGUUUCCAUGAGGAUGUGCUCGUCAAUCAUAAUGCUUCAGACAAUAUUGAUGAUACCUCCAGUUUGCAGGUGAACUCUGGAAUCUUAAAUGCAUGCAUAGAGAAGCCCGAGCAAUGUACGGUAGGGGAACACAGCCUACCAGAUUCAAAUUAUCCUGCGGAAAAAUGUGAUGUUGGAAAUAUUAACCGUAACUGUCGGACAACGGAUGAGCUAAAACUUGAUCGUAAGGAUUUUGUAGAUAAUGGUUCUGUAUUUGAUUCGUUUGGAAGUCAUGUUGACCAGGACAAAGGCCUACUCAUUAGUUCACAGCAGCAUAGUGAUUUUGGAUACUUGACUUGUGAUGGUAAUUCCGGAAACACAUCAACCUCUGGAACAAUGACAUCUAUACUUACUGUAAAUCCUAAAGGCAGCACGCUAACCAGGGUUAAUGAGAAAGCACGUGUGGGUGAUAACAUCCCCAGCGUUGAUGGAACACUUGAUUUGGGGAAAUGUCAUGGUACUUUGAUAGAAGGUAAUGAUGACGUAAGUAGCCCCAAUGAGAUGCAGCAUGCGAUCAGCUCAGUCGUUUGGCCUUGUAACAAGAAAGAAAACGUCUCCAUGAAAGAUGACCCAAAGGCACUUGGUUCUCUUCUAAUAGAGACUGGGCCACAGAGCACAUCUACAAGAAUGCAUGUUGCUUUGUCUGUUCAGAAAGAUCUGUGUGGUAAUGCAAAUGACAAAGAUGAAGUGUGUGAAAGAAAGAUGGAGUCACCUAAAUUCGACAACCUUCAGAACUUUGCAGACAGUGAGUCAACUGAAGUUUUCAGUAGGAGUUGUACUGGUUUGAAUUCCAGUUCAGUUACAGGAUCUGUGCAAGAUAAGGUAAUCGGAGUCUACUCUGAUUUCACUUCUGCAGUUGAUGAACAAUUCUUUACAGAAGAAAGGAUGACUAGAAUUUUUUAUGAUGGCUCAUAUGAACCCAACAAGGAGCUAACUAAGGGUAUGGAACUUGGUGGUUCUGGUGUUCUAGAAAUCUCGAAUGAGGCUUAUGAGUUGGAUAAGAUUUAUGCUACUACCCCAAGUAGCCCGUCUAAACUCAUUGAUACUGAAACCACUGAGAAAACUGAGCUAAGCCUUUCAUUUGUUAAUCAUCAUAUGGAACCCUGCAGAGAAUAUAAUCAAGUGGAAGAUGGUGCAAAAUUUCAGUCUGUUAUAGAUAAAACAUUUGCACAUGGUUAUCUGAAAGAAGCUAGCCCUUUUGAAAUUGGUUUACCCCCUUCAUGCUUCAACUACAGAACACAUGAACAUCAAAGUAGUCUUCAUGUGCCUAACCCUGAAGGGGACUGGAAUGGAACCAGAGGAACUUCUGGCCAAGACUUUAUGGUUGGUUUUGAGAACAACUCACAGUUUGGUGGAUAUGCCAAAGUUGAUGGCUCUAGCGGACCUCAUCUUGAACAUGUGGUUCAAGGUGCUCCAUGUCCUCAGAUGCCAUCAUCAAGCUAUUUUAACUCUUGUGGCCUAAUAUCAGACAAGGAUAAAGAAGGUUUAUUUAGCAUGAACAGCUAUGAUAUUCGUACCGACAUGUCGAGCCCAGCUGGAUUCAAUCCUGUAGAAUAUAGUUUUAUGGGAGAGCAGAGUUCAAGUUCCUUGCCUGAAGAAUCCAAGGUUUUCUCAUCAAAUGUGGACAUGAAACAAGGGUUAGAUCCUGGGUUUUGGCUAGGAAAGGAUGAUUUAACAUCAAGUGCAACUAAUAAUAUCAAUCAUGUUACAUUAGUGUGCGUCUGGUGUAGAAACGUGUUUUUUCAAGACGCACGCCAAGCUGGCAACCAAACAGGCGAGAUAGGUACUAUGUGUCCAUCGUGCAGUUCAAGAAUUCCGGCAACUGGUUUGUAAUUCUUGUUUUUUCGUUUUUCUCUUCCCAGCAAGAACCAAAAAUGCAUAAUUUCUUCGUUUAGGGAUUAAUGAAAAAGACAAUAGAAAGAAUCGAUAGACAGCAGUAUUUUUGUGGUUGCAAUUUUUUACAUAAUUAGUCAAAUUCUAGUUCUCCGUGGUUUUGACAACCCCUAACAUUAUUAUGAUUUGUGUUGGCUUCCGUUAAAG